This is a messenger RNA of Acaulospora morrowiae, 834 nucleotides long. The record is from the annotation of a GenBank genome assembly. Lineage: Eukaryota; Fungi; Glomeromycota; Glomeromycetes; Diversisporales; Acaulosporaceae.
AUGUGUUAUAUGAGAAGUCUUAUAGAAUGUUUGGGUUCACAUAAGGGUAUAAUGCGUGGGUUUCAGCAGACCCAAAAUGAAACAAAAUUGUGCAACUUUAAAUUGCAAUAUCUGAACUUCACUAAUUAUAUUCUUCAGGAGCAUUUAAAACGAAUUCUUACCAUGUCAAACAAAGAAACAUAUAAAUAUAAGCGAUUUUUUUCUCAAUAUACGAAAUUCCCGGUGGUCAUCUCUACUAUCUCGACAAGAUCCGAAUCACUUACCCUACAUAAGAGAAUCAUGGCAGAUACAAAAGACAUAAAACGAAUGUCUGUCAUUAAGGAGAGGUCAGGCCUAGAAGAAUUUGAUUCUCCCUUCGACUCUGUAAACAAUGAUAGGUUGAUAACACACAGAUCCCAGCUUUUAAACAUAAAUAAAAUAACGUUUUUUACUGAUGGAUCUAUCCGAGACAACAAAGGCACAGUGGGAUGGGUAGUCAAAGAGCAAUCUUAUUUAUGGUUUAACACCGCACUUAUACAUCAAUUUGACAUCACUAAGGUAGAAUUAAUUUCUAUCCUAUCUGCUAUUUAUGUCACACCACUGGGUAGAAACAUAAUAAUUUCUACGGAUAGCCAAAAUGCUAUAGAUCUUAUUUAUAAAACUCUUAAGUGCACAUAUAACUCCCAUAGACACAAAUUGUCUAGAAUCCUAAACCUAAUCAGAAGGUCUCUUUGGUCGAAUAACAUUAUUCUUACUAUGGCAAAAGUGAAGAGGCAUUCCAAUAAUUUCUGGAACGAUAAGGCGGAUACAUUGGCAAAAGAAGGAUAUAAUAGUGACUUACUUAUUAUCAAAUGA